GGCAACAAACGCGCCGCGAUCAUCGACAACGGCCAAAUAGGAAAGAAUCGCGUAUUCGCCAGCGGUCUAGUCUUCUGGUUAUGUCUGGAAAAAACUCAUUCGUUCAAGGCGCGGUUCCCGCAAUGCCCGCAGCUCGUCGACGACCUCAAUGCAGCGCGCAAGCGCGCAUACGUUCGGGGUCCGAAGCCCGACAGCUUCUCUGUCGCCAAGGGGCUCCACGGCGUCCACAAGAUUUUGACUUGCGAGGCGGCCGAGGGCGGGCAGACCUUGUACUACGAGACUUGGAAGGCGAUGAACAGCUGCGGCCUCGCGCGCGUCGGCAAUGCGGGCGGAGAAUUUGGCAUUGGCUUUGGAGUUGAUGCUGCAAAGAAAGAAGAGAUCUUCGAGGCCCUGCGCGCCGAGUUCGCCCCGGCGGCUGCAUAUUUCGGUGAACUGUAUGCUCGCAAGGCCAAUCGUAAGGAUUGCUCCUGCGUUCUCGAGAAGAACCAGACCGCAACGCUCGAAAUUAUACCGAUGGGGCGCACGAACCCUUACGGUUUGCAGAAGGUGUGGGACGUGGACGCGCAACGGUUCAAAUGGCUCGGAGGCGGCGUGGCGGGUCAAACGCCAGCAUAUCGGCGUGGAAAUCGAUAUUCAGCGUCGACAUCGCCGUCGACGCCGCUACGGCUCCGUUAGUGCUGUGACAGUUGUGUUGGCACGCAGGUAUGUGACCGUCAAAGCCGGGAAGGACGGCGGCCCUGGCUUCUACUACAACUGUUUUGUUCACCACGAGCACCCCUUCAACAAGUUACUGGUGGCCCUUGCAAACGAAGUGGGUCUCGAGAAAACCGGAUUUGCACACACGCACCAAAAAUGGCGCGAGAACAAGGGCGUCUUGCUGUUCAACGGCUACCCGUUAGGUUUGACUAUCAAGGAAGGCGACGAGGUCAUCCACAAAUUCAUCCGGACGCACGGCUGA
Pelagomonas calceolata is the source of this 958-nucleotide messenger RNA. NCBI's taxonomy places the organism in Eukaryota, Pelagophyceae, Pelagomonadales, Pelagomonadaceae. The record is from the annotation of a GenBank genome assembly.